AUGGCCGGUGAUAAGGAUCACUGGUGGCCUUGUAAACUCAAAUAUUUAGAGGCAAAUUACGAGAGAUGCAAACUCAAAGUACGGCAGGAUUCGUUGUAUUGUAAACUGUUUAUACUUGAGUAUCAAAAUCGCUUGGAAGAAGAGCGAAGAAUUACGUUGAAAUAUGAAAAAAAUGCCGUCGAAGAAACCGGUCAAAAACAUAUUGAGCUUGCUAAUAACCAAGAAGUUCUUGCCAGGAAUGCUGUGGAAAAUUUAGCAAAUGUGGAAAAUGAAUGGAAGACAAAAACAGAUAAUUUGACUAAACAAAUCGAGUGUUUGAAGGAGAAACAGAAAAUUGAAAUAAAAUCUAAAGACGACACAAUCCUUCACCUGACCAAGGAGGUACAAGUUUUAAGGAAUCUAUCUUCUCUUAAGGGAGCCCUGCCGAAAAAUGCUCAGGAGGAAUUUGAUAAAAUACUGAAAACUCAACAGGAAAAGCCACAAAUAUCGUGUAAAAUGGAUCGCCAAGUGCGUACCACAUCGAAAAUCGACGAUGAAGAUACAGGUCAUGGUGUUGAAGAAUCCUGCGGCGUUUCUGGGAAAGGUCAAAGCUGUGAAGAUGUAACAAAUCUGCUAUUAGACAAUUCUGAGAAUUUAGAAUCGAUAAGCGGAGAGAAAUUCGGAGAAAGUCAGUUAGGAUCUGUUUUGGAAGUUACAGAAGAGAUGUUAAAAAAUUGCAGAAGGCGCUCUGUUCUGAAGAGAUCACGCAAAUCUCAAGUUCCUGACGUUAUAGAGAAUGUGUCUGAAGACUUGGGUGGGUCUGAGAAACAGGUUAAAACACGAAGAGAAAGAAGAGUAACUUUCAACGGCGAACUAGAAUUCAAACUUCCAGAUGGAAGUAAAGAACUUGCGGAACUGGUGAUUGAUGAUUCUAAUGGGGAAAUUGAAACACAUGUAGAUCAGAAUGAGGAGGUGUGUGAUGAUAUUCUGUCAUACGAAACGCACGAACAGAGUGGGGUUGAUGUAUUGGCAAGCAAUGAUGAGAAAGAAGUGAUCAGUGUGGAUACAAAGACUUUGGAGGAGUCGAGAGAACCAGAGGGCUCUUUCGAACAAGCUGAGAAGUUGAAGUCUCGCGAAGAUGAAGAUUGUGCAAGUAAUGUCCAUUCUCAAACUCAUGCGACUGACGGGUUGGGUGGGAGUCCUAUGGAAGAUAGACAAAUAAAGAAAGGAAAAAGGAAAAAAUCCAAGCAAAAGACUGACGAGAAUAGCAAUGUUAUUCAGGAAUGUGGAAACGUGAAUAAAACGGCGAAUGCGAAAAAUAAGGUAGAUAUUGAUGAGAGUGGAAGCAAAGACGUUAAAGAUGAAACGGGAAAGAAAAACAGACGAUUUUCAGUGGAAGCAGAUAUUUUAUUAUCUGUUGAUCGUCAGGCUCAGGAAGAGAAAUUAAGCUCUGGCAUCGAGAAUACUUGUAAGAAAAAGACUCAUUCAAAACAAACCGAUUCUGAAGAAGCAAAAGUGGUCACCGUUCAGCUACAAGAUACAGUCGAACGGCGGACUAGAAACGGACCAAAAAGGGGCCUGAGGAGAGAGAACUGUAAUAAAGUGAACACAACUAAGAGAUUAGUGGACGCAUUUGGCGAAGAAAGAGAGUUAAAUGAAUUGCAAAGUCGUGGAGAAGAUAGAAAAACGCAGAAGGGUAAAAAAGGGAAAGGCUCUAAAGUGGCAAAAACUAAUAUGGUCGAUGCUCCGAGACAGGCAAGCCCAGCAGAUCCUGAUACUCAGGAGGAUCUUGAGAAUGGUGAAGAUAAGAAUAUUUGGGAGAACAUCGCAUUGGAAAAGCAGUCUUGUGGCGUGCGAAAGGGAAAAAGUAAGAGAACAGUUGGUCGCAAGUCGGCCCAAGCGAAGAAAACUACCUCUAGAAAGGAAUAUAGAAUACAGACAAGGAAUUCGAAAGCAAGACUAGCUAAAGCUGAUGAUAAUAUUGGGGAUGAAGUGAUGAAAGAUAUCAGUGGAGGAGAUGAUAUGGCACAGGACUCUCCGUUUAAAGAAUUUUCUCAACUUGGGAGUGAAGUAGAAGAAGAAAAAGGGAAAGAAACACCAGGAAAAAGUGAUAAACUUCAUAGAAAGAAAUGCAUAAGUGAAGCAGAGGUGGACGUUGGUCAAAUGAUAUCAAAUGGUUCUGGUAAUGAUGUUGAGCCAUCUUCGAGAGAAGAUAAAAUUGAUAGCCAGGAGGAUGAUGCAGUAUGUGAGAAAAUCCAAGAUGAAUGUAACAACAAAAACGAAGGAGAGAAAGGCGCAAAAACAAAUAAAAGGAGAUCGGUAUUCGAGCUGCACGAUGAUGAAGCUGAGGAUCUGAAGGGAAGCAAGGAAGGUAUGAAAGAUGAAGUGGAAGCUAAGAGUAAAGAAAACCAACCUGGAAACAUCGAGAGAGAAGAGAAACCAACUGGAAACAUCGAGGAAAUAAACGAGAAAGAAGAAAAAUACGAGAAAAAGGAAAUCUUAUAUAGAUUUAGUGGAUACACCACAAAAGAAAGUGAAAUCCAAGAAAGGAACAAAAGAAGAAGUGGAAGAUGGUAA
Messenger RNA from Dendronephthya gigantea, 2556 nucleotides. Its product is annotated as DNA ligase 1-like. The transcript has 4 exons. The record is from RefSeq and is a predicted model, not a curated record. Bases 1 to 2556 code for a protein of 851 amino acids. NCBI's taxonomy places the organism in Eukaryota, Metazoa, Cnidaria, Anthozoa, Malacalcyonacea, Nephtheidae.